UCCUUGUGUCGUUUGGAUUUCUGUAUUUCAUAGUUUGCUCUUGUUGUUUCAAUGGUUUCAUAUCAACCACCACAGUGCAAUCCGCUUCCGCUGCGCACAACAAUGACAUGAUAAUCACAGAAAAUGAUGAAGAAGCCAUCUGUAAAUUGAAGCACUUUCUUGGCAGUCAAUUUCGAAUCAAAUAUCAAGGACCCUUGAGAUACUUUCUUGGUGUUGAGGUGGCACGAUCAAAAUCUGGAAUUUCUAUUUGCCAACGAAAGUACACCAUUGACAUUUUGGCAGAAGCCGGAUUACUUGGAGCCAAACCAGCCAAAGUUCCUAUGGACCACGAUCUGGUGUUGUUAUCUACAGGGGAGCUACUCAAAGAUCCUACUCGAUAUCGACGGCUAGUUGGAAAGCUGAUUUAUCUCACAAUUACAAGACUAGAAAUCACUUAUGCAGUCAACACCCUCAGUCAGUUCAUGCAAGUACCUAGACAUCAACAUCUUGAUGCAGCAUAUCGCCUUCUCCACUACCUAAAGGAAGCUCCAGGUCAAGGGUUACUUUUUCCUUCACAAAAUCAGUUAAAGCUUAUUGGUUAUUGUGAUGCAGAUUGGGCCAGAUGCCCAAUCACACGCAGAUCAGUCACAGGUUAUUGCAUAUUUCUUGGUAAUGCACUUGUAUCCUGGAAAAGCAAGAAACAAGUUACAGUUGCACGAUCAUCAGCUGAAGCCGAAUAUCGUUCAAUGGCUGCAACUUGGCUGAGAUAUUUGUUGCAAGAUCUGCGUGUUGAUCAUUCUGAACCUGCAAAGUUAUUUUGCGAUAAUCAAGCCGCCUUGUAUAUUGCAGCAAAUCCAGUGUAUCAUGAAUGA
Molecule: messenger RNA, 851 nt
Organism: Prunus avium (sweet cherry)
Lineage: Eukaryota; Viridiplantae; Streptophyta; Magnoliopsida; Rosales; Rosaceae
Source: RefSeq, a predicted model, not a curated record